AUGUUCGUAACUGUUGUUAAAGAAAUAAAUUAAAGAUCUAAAAAAGCUCAAAUUAAUAAAUUUAAUUUGAUAUACAAAUAUUAUCUUGGUGAUGGUAAUAAUUGUUAAUUAAUAAGAAAAGUAAUGUAAACCCGUAAAAAUUGGAUAGAAACAAACCAUUCUUAAACGAUGUUUGUAAAUUUCAAAUGGUAAUAAAGCAACUAAGGAAAAUACUGCUUUGAAAUAUUCGGAUUUGAUUUUAUUAUAGAUGAGAAUUUACAUUUGUGGUUGAUUGAAGUUAAUACUAAUCCUUGUUUAGAAGAAAGUUCAAAUAUAUUAAAAAAACUGAUGCCUAGAAUGAUUGAUGAUGCUUUCAAAAUUUGCGUUGACAAGCUCUUUUUUGUAAACUAAAAAGAUAAUUAAGGAUAAUAAAAUAUAUAGCAUUUUUAAUUAGAUGAAUAUGAUGAUAAUGAAAAUUUAUGGGAAAAAUUAGGUUCAAUAUAAGAAUAAAAUGUUUAUAAAAAGUGA
Messenger RNA from Ichthyophthirius multifiliis, 507 nucleotides. RefSeq lists its product as hypothetical. The transcript has 6 exons. The record is from RefSeq and is a predicted model, not a curated record. Lineage: Eukaryota; Ciliophora; Oligohymenophorea; Hymenostomatida. Gene Ontology annotation, biological process: protein modification process.